Stereum hirsutum FP-91666 SS1 is the source of this 1577-nucleotide messenger RNA. Its product is annotated as dicarboxylic acid transporter. Gene Ontology annotation, molecular function: sulfate transmembrane transporter activity; succinate transmembrane transporter activity; antiporter activity. Gene Ontology annotation, cellular component: mitochondrial membrane. The transcript has 12 exons. Bases 104 to 1042 code for a protein of 312 amino acids. Lineage: Eukaryota; Fungi; Basidiomycota; Agaricomycetes; Russulales; Stereaceae. The record is from RefSeq and is a predicted model, not a curated record. Gene Ontology annotation, biological process: thiosulfate transport; succinate transmembrane transport; malate transmembrane transport.
GCCCAUCUUCCCCGACUUCGACCGCCAUUCGACGAAAAUCGUCCAUAGUGUUCGUUGAACUCGACUCCAAGAUCGCGGCGACUUACUACAGAAGGAACAAAGAAUGUCGAGAGCUGUUCAAGAUGCUGCCCCACCAUUGCCUGCAGGAGAGAAGGUCACAUCUUUACCGGCGAAGAAGAAACAACCCUAUCCGUUUUGGCUAGGAGGUGUUGCGGCGACCAUUGCUGCGUCCAUAACACACCCAUUGGACCUCACCAAGGUCCGCUUGCAGGCUUCAGGGGACAAGCGCAUGAUCGCGUCCAUACAGAAGACCGUCCGAACAGCAGGAUUUCUUGGUCUCUUUGAUGGCAUCACUGGAACAUGGAUGAGACAGAUGAGUUACUCGGUCUGCCGCUUUUGGGCGUAUGACGAGAGCAAGAAAUUGAUCGGCGCUGACAACAAAUCACCAGCAUGGAAGCUUGCGUUAGCUGGUAGUAUGGCUGGUGGAAUUGCUGGCUUGGUUGGAAACCCCGGGGAGAUCGUCAUGGUCCGAUUACAAGGUGACUUUGCGAAACCACCAGAGAAGCGCUUCAACUACAAGCACUGCUUUGAUGCUCUCUUCCGGAUGGUGAAAGAAGAGGGUGUCUCUUCUCUGGGGCGUGGUGUUGGACCUAACGUAUUUCGUGCCAUCCUGAUGAACGCCUCCCAGCUAGCCUCCUAUGACUUUUUCAAGGCCGAACUGCUGAAGACUCCGUACUUCGACGACAACAUCUAUUGCCAUUUCACCGCCUCUUUCGCCGCGGGCACUGUUGCGACAACUGUAUGCUCUCCCGCUGAUGUACUGAAGAGCCGCAUCAUGAACGCCUCCGGACCUGGCUCAAACUCAACGAUGGCAGUAAUCCGUCAAUCUUUUGCCAACGAGGGACCGAUGUUCAUGUUCAAGGGCUGGGUACCCGCUUGGUCCCGUCUGCAGCCGACUACGAUCCUCAUCUUCCUCACCUUCGAGCAGUUGAAAAAUCUGGUGGAUUGGAAGAGAGGUACGCAGAAGACUCCGGAGCUGUGAGACGCGUCGGCCUACGACUAGACUGGCGACGGGCGGACGGGUGCUGAACGGCCAAGGGGCGAGUUUGUGCAAGUGGAACGAUGAGAGACGUAAGGCAGUGGAGGCUGUUAGGGUGGCGCAGCCUGUGGUCAUGCAGGGGCGGUGACGAGAGGAGACAGUGAGUGACCGGUCAGGAAAAUUGGCUGGCCUUCUGGUGGUGGUGGUGGUGGUGGUGGUGGCGGCGGCGGCGGUGGGGCUCAGUCAGAGCUGUGGUAGGUACCGCUGGUGUCAGUGUUCGAGAUGCUUAUGAUUUGGAACUGUAUGUAUGAUUGAUUGUACGUUAGAGUGGACGCGCCUCGCGGGAUCGGAGGAACACCCUACUUCCCAUCCGCACGUCCUUGUUGUGUACUUUGUCCGUGUUUGUUGAUUGUUGUUGUUGUCUAUGACCAUCAUAUCUGUUCUAUUCUGUUCUGUACUUACCUGAUGUGUACUCAUGCCGUGUACACAGCCGUCGAGCUAUAUAUCUCUGUACAUUUGACUGAUGGACUGAUGUGUG